Messenger RNA from Psammomys obesus (fat sand rat), 681 nucleotides. Its product is annotated as prothymosin alpha-like. Gene Ontology annotation, molecular function: histone binding. Gene Ontology annotation, cellular component: nucleus. The transcript is spliced from 2 exons. Bases 1 to 453 code for a protein of 150 amino acids. Lineage: Eukaryota; Metazoa; Chordata; Mammalia; Rodentia; Muridae. The record is from RefSeq and is a predicted model, not a curated record. Gene Ontology annotation, biological process: positive regulation of transcription by RNA polymerase II; negative regulation of apoptotic process.
AUGACUAAAGACGUGGAAGAUCCGCCUUCGCUGCAGCCGCCUUCGCCCCUGCCUCCUCCUCCACUGCGGACUCCGGCAGCUCUCUCACCGGAGUCCUUGAACUCGAUUUCUCUCUCCCUCAGCUGCAUCGGACCACCGGCGUGCCCCACCACGUCAGACGCGGCAGUGGACACCAGCUCCGAGAUCUCCACCAAGGACUUGAAGGAGAAGGAGGAAGCUGUGGAGGCGGCAGAAAAUGGAAGAGACGCACCUGCCAAUGGGAAUGCUAAUGAGGAAAAUGGGGAGCAGGAGGCUGACAAUGAGGUAGAAGAAGAAGAGGAAGAAGGUGACGGUGAGGAGGAGGACGGAGAUGAAGAUGAGGAAACUGAGGCUCCUACGGGCAAGCGGGUAGCUAAAGAUGAUGAGGAUGAUGAUGUUGACACCAAGAAGCAGAAGACUGAUGAGGAUGACUAGGCAGCAAACAGGAAAAGCUGAACUUGAGGCCACCGUGACCUAUUCACCCUCCACUUCCCGUCUCAGAAUUCAAACGUGGUCACCUUCCAGCGGAGAAGCAGGCCCGGCCCCACAGCGGGCAGGGUCACCCACAGAUGACAUGCGCUCUCCACCACCCCACCAAAACCACAACAUGAAUUUGCAACAGGGGAGAAAAAGAACCAAACUUCCCAGGCCCUGCUUUCUUUC